Belonocnema kinseyi is the source of this 1989-nucleotide messenger RNA. RefSeq lists its product as uncharacterized. The transcript is spliced from 5 exons. The coding region runs from base 234 to 1559 and encodes 441 amino acids. NCBI's taxonomy places the organism in Eukaryota, Metazoa, Arthropoda, Insecta, Hymenoptera, Cynipidae. Gene Ontology annotation, molecular function: protein binding. The record is from RefSeq and is a predicted model, not a curated record.
UUUUGUUUUGUCAUUGACAUUUUACCUUUUACUAAAUUUUUACCCAAAGAAUAAUUUACAUUGAAAUGUCAGAAAUGUGUUCUCAAUUAAUUACGGAAUGUGUCACAGCGUCGUCCAAGUGACGACGCUUACGGAAACUUUUUUUUCGCAAAACAGAACUCCGUUUUUUGGAGAAAGAAGAGUGAUUUUGGAAGGAGAAAUUCCAUAUUUUUUAGGGAACAGUUGAUUUUUAAAUGAGUGCAAGCAAGAAGCAAAAAGUAUCCUCAAUAUGUUCCGAAACCAAGGACGAUUUGCAGAGGCAGAGACACGAAUAUUCUCGAUAUUUUACAUUGGAAACACUUCCUCCAGAAGUUUUGGAAAUGAUUCUACGACUUUUGCCACUUCACGACGUGGCUUCCGCCGUUCGACUUGUCUCGAGGCGAUUUUCAACAGUGGCCACAACGGUCUUAAACAGUGCUUUCCUAUCAGCUGGUAGUCGAUUAGAGGAGACGAUGAGCCAUAUCGAGGGAAUGAUUUGGUUCAAAGUGGUCACAGAAUCGGACCUACUGGCCUGCAGCAAAGCAUUUAACGUCUUCGAACUGAUAAAAGCCCAAUACAAAAUGCUCAAGGCUGUCACGUGGAGGUACACUCAUCCACCAAGAAAAGAAAAAUUCCCUCGACUUUGCUUCUACGCUGGAUCUUUGUUAGACGACUUGAACAGCAUCAUUCGAACUGCUAAGACAUGUCCGUUAGCUCUCGCUGGUACUCAUGGUCCAGAUCAAAGUGUCACAUCCUUCAUUACAGUUUGUAAAAGAUUUAUGAACUUUUUUGAAAAAGUCUCUGAACGGAAGGUCAACAGAUCCGCCUUAAUAUCUGGAUGCAAACCUGUAGACGUCUUGGACUGUUUAGCAGAAGGACGUCAGGUAUUAUCGUUUCGUGUUUCAUCUGGACGUGGAAAUCGAAGCAACAUUGUAACUAUGAAAUUGAAGUACGUAAUGAAGAGAGCUUGGUUUACGUGCUUAGAAAUACCGAGUGCCGCUGAUGAAAACUCAUGGCGCGAUGAACAGCGUUUUAUGUACUUAAGACUACGUCGGCUUGUGGGAAGUGUGAAUGAACAUCAUUUUGAAAAAUGCCACUACGAACGCGAAUUACUACUUCAAAUUCCCGCGAUGCCAUCACCUAGACCUCCACCCGCGUCCACCUACUCCGGUUAUGGAGAGUAUGGUGGCCAAUUUUUCUACUAUGGAAAUAUGAACAAAUACGCCUACGAGAAUAAGUUCAAAUACAUCGACGAAGGAAAUGAAACCGAGGACGAGGAAACAGUUGAGGAAGUUCAUAGAGGACCUUGUUUCGACCUGGUGAUCGGCGUGGAAUUGCGCUGCUCACCGGAACUCGCACCCCUAGCAGUUCGAGCGAUCCUCAAGUCAGAUGACAUAGAAAAUAUUUCCAGCGGAAACAGCCAACAUCCCGAACUCUACUUGAAAUUGCACGUGACCUGUCCCGCCUCUGUAUCAAACAGAUUACCCGGGACCUUCACCUGGGAACUGCGCAGUCCUCGCUACGGACGGCACUCUUCCUGAAAAUUGUUACACUUUUCGAACCACGCAGUGCGUGGUGACAGUGAUUCUUACAUGAUAGACGUUGAUAUCUAUACAUUUACGCAUGGUCUAUAUUUUAAUUUUUAACUUAUUAGUCGAUGUUAAGAGUGCUUGUACUUCCAGAUUAUUUACGGGAGAAUAAAGCUUUUCGUGAUUGCUUUUAAUUACCAAAAGUUCAAGUGCAAACUGAAAAAUUCAAAUUAAAACAAAUGACCUCUUGAAAGAAUAAACUCAGCAUUUCUAAAUUUUAGAGUCUGGGACUUUGAAAAUUGUCGGAGAGACGAUGUGUCUAAGGUCAUCGUUAAUAAACAUUCCAUGGUCGACUGUACUCGAGUUUCAUUUUCACACGAUUAUUUAAAGAAACUUAAUUAUUAAUUAUAACAUUUGAAUGAUUUUAGGAUAUUUCGAAAAA